AUGGUUCAAAUCGAAGAAUACAGCUUCACCUACUCCACCAACGCCGAAAAGAAGACCACCUACCUGGCUGCUGGCCCGAAAGAUGGACCUCUAUUGAUCUUCGUCCAUGGUUGGCCAGCGAUUGCCAAAACCUGGAAAGUUUCCCUAGAAUUUUUCGCCAACUCUGGUUUCCGUGCUGUAGCUCCCGAUAUGCCAGGCUACGGAGGAUCAACUGCACGUAAAGUCACAGAAGACUAUUCUCUGGAACAAAUCAACCUUGGAAUGGUUGCACUCAUCGACCAUCUCGGUCGGGACAAAGCCAUCUGGAUCGGUCACGACUGGGGCUGCGGAGCAGUCUGGUCGUUCGCGGAGCAUUAUCCAGAGCGCUGUGUUGCUGCGGCUGGUCUCGCAGUUCCCUCUCACAUUAUCGAGAAGGGACUGGACGAACUGGUCAAGACCAUCAACAGGGAUAUCUACCCCGAAGAUAAGCACCCUUAUGGACAGUGGAGCUACCAGAAGUUCUACGAGGACGAUUUCGAAAAGGCAACUGCUUGGUUCGAAAAGAACCCAGCUGCUUUCCUUCGCGCGGGUUACUCCAAGGGCAGACCUGAUUCAGUUGGGAAACCCGCCAUCCUGGCUGGCGUCAAAGAAGCCGGAGGAUGGUUCGGAGGUAUUGCAGAGCCGGAUCCAAACUGGAAGCACAUUCCCCUCGAAGCGACGGUCUUCGAGUCCGAGGAAAUGUACAAUGAUGUUGUGGAAGCUAUGGAGCGAACCGGCUUCUGGGGUGCAGACUCUUGGUAUUCCAGCCAUGCUGCGAAUCGCGCCUAUUUCGACAAGGCGGCGAAUAAUGGCGAGUUGUUGAUGCCUACGCUAUUCAUUGGAGCCACGUACGAUACGGUUUGCGAUACUGUUACUUCGACGGCUGCCGAUAACCAGAAGAAGUACAGCAAGAAUCUGACGGAGGCUUCUGUGGACGCCGGCCACUGGGUCUAUAUGGAGAAGCCGGACGAGGUGAAUGCCAUCAUCGCGAAGUGGAUCGAGGAGAGUUGCAAGGAGUCUUGGCCUGGAAACGUAAAGCCAAAGGUUUAA
Messenger RNA from Ramularia collo-cygni, 1068 nucleotides. RefSeq lists its product as uncharacterized. The record is from RefSeq and is a predicted model, not a curated record. NCBI's taxonomy places the organism in Eukaryota, Fungi, Ascomycota, Dothideomycetes, Mycosphaerellales, Mycosphaerellaceae. The transcript has 8 exons. Bases 1 to 1068 code for a protein of 355 amino acids. Gene Ontology annotation, molecular function: hydrolase activity.